Amborella trichopoda is the source of this 2346-nucleotide messenger RNA. RefSeq lists its product as uncharacterized. Gene Ontology annotation, molecular function: DNA binding; DNA-binding transcription factor activity. Gene Ontology annotation, biological process: regulation of DNA-templated transcription. The record is from RefSeq and is a predicted model, not a curated record. NCBI's taxonomy places the organism in Eukaryota, Viridiplantae, Streptophyta, Magnoliopsida, Amborellales, Amborellaceae.
AAGAGGGGAAGAGAGAGGAGGCGGUUUUUAGAGAGAGAAAGGGGGAAGAGGUUACAGCCCUGAGAGAGAAAGGGGCUCCCACUGUGUUACAGAGACCUCUCAGAAGAGGAGAGAAAAGGAGAGAGAGGUUUCCUCUAGAGAGAGAAGCAGCUCGAGAUCUGUGUCUCUUAUUUAACUAAUACCACUUUCUCUCUCUUAUUUUCCGUCUGCACUGUGUCUCUCUCUCUCGCUCUUUUCCUUAUCAGUCCAUAUCUGCACCGCCUGUUACAAGUCUCCAAAUCCCUGGUUUGUCAUAAACAGAGACGCAGAGAGAAUCACAACCAUAAGCCUCAAAACACCCUAUCUACCCCGGUUUCUCUCUCUACCCCGGUUUCUCUCUCUAGAUUCUGGCCUGAGUUCUUCUGUUUUUUAUGGUUUUCUUUCUGGUUCUCUCUCUUGCUAUUAGAGAAGGAGAAAGCGAAGCGAGGGGAGUUUCUGGGUCUUAUGUCGGCUCGCACUGAGUUAUCGAUCGGAGCUCAGCAGCUCUGGCUUUUCAUACCUUUCUCUCUCAUCCUGCUUUUUCGCAUGCAACAGAAGCUUCAUCUAAUAUCAAGCAUCAGUUCGAGUUCUUUCUCUCUCCUCGCCUUAAGGAGCCCAAAGACCUCGGGCCCCUUCUCUCCCAUGCAUAUCUCAUCAAACCAGGCUAGCUUCAAAGACAGACGCUUAAUCAAUUCGUUGUUGUUCUUAUUCUUCAGAGGACUUCUCACGUAACAAGAACUCGAGGAAAGGAGCAGAGCCCAAGAGCUAUUUUUUUCCUUUAGAGAGAAAUAGAGAUGCCUGGGCCUCAGAUUCAGCUUUUUAACCAGGAUAGAGCGUGCAGAAAACCGAAGAAAAUGGCUAGAAGGGUUCGCAUUCUCUGCGAUGACCCAGACGCCACUGAUUCCGAUUCUUCAAGUGAAGAAGAAGGGGCCAUGAGAAACCCAAUAAAAACCAGUAAGAAGAGAGUUAUUCAGGAGAUCUAUAUCCCUUUUUCGUGUUCUGUUCCCGUUAUAGAGAUAGAGAGCUCUGCGGACAGUAGUUUUAGAGAGAGAAACAAGGAUAGUAGCAUUAGGGAGAGGAACAAGUUGGAGAGUGGCUCCACAGAGAGAAACCGGAUGGAGAGUAGUUCUAGAGAGAGAAACAAGCUGGAGAGCAGCUCUAGAGAGAGAAACAGUGUGAAAUCUAGCAGGAAGCCAGGCAAAUACAAGGGGGUAAGACAGAGAAGAUGGGGAAAAUGGGCAGCUGAGAUUAGGGAUCCAUCUAAAAAAGGAGUGAGGAUUUGGUUGGGUACUUAUAAUAGUGAAGAAGAAGCUGCAAAAGCCUAUGAGAGAGCUGCUAAGAAAAUGGAAGGGGCUGGUUCCUCUUCUGCUUCUCUCUCUUGUGUGUCAGAGGAUGAACAGUAUUCUCUCUCUUCCCCUUCCUCUGUACUCGACAACGUAUCGACAUCGAACUCCUCCAUUUGUGGGGCUGAGAGCUCUAGCAUUCGCAAAGAGAGCGGAAAUGGUUUAAGCAAAGGCAGAGGAAAGGGUUUAAGCAAAGAGAAAGAAAAUGGAUUAAGCAAAGAAAGAGAAGAGAACAGUUCAACUCCUGAAACCAUGGGAGGGGGGUUUUUACAGGAAGAUGCGAUUGCAUCAAUGGAUGAUGAGGGUUUCAAGAAAGAGUUGGCUGCGUACAAUAAUGAUUUGUUCGUGGUUGAGGAAUUGGGCCAAGUUCUUGAGAUGGGUUUUGACGAGAUGGGGAUUGAUGAAAUCGACUCUGGUUUUGACGAAAUGGUUAUUGAUGAAAUUGAGCCCCUCAUAUUUGGAGUGGAGAACGAGGGUGAUGUUCCAAGUUUGGAUUUUGAUUUUGAUUUUGAUUCAGAGCCCAUUGCUGAAUGGGACUUUGAACCUCACCCAGUCCCUCUCCCUCUCCCUCUCCCUCUCUCUCUCCCUCUCACUUAAUGGAGCAUUUUUGCAGAGUAGGUUACUGGUUUUGCUUAUUUUAAUUUUCUGAGAGUAUUUGAUCUUUGAGGACUGUAAGUGGUUCUUUAGAUCAGUUUUCGUUUGGGGUUUAGUUUGUUUGUUGAGGAGGUUAGUAGAGAGAGAGAGAGAGAGAGAGAGAGAGGUUUGGAAGAGUUGAAAGUAUGGAAGGGAGGGAAGGCUUGGGUUUUUCCGUGCUUGAGAGCCGUCCAAGCUUUAUCUCGUCGGUUUUGUUCUUCUCUCUCUUUGUACUGUUUGUCGGUCAAGAGUUUUGAGAGAAUUUCGAGUAAUUGAUAUUUUAUUUUAUAUGUUCCUUCGUUGUUUUGUUGAUGAGGAAGAAGUAAUUCUUUAAGCAAAUCACCGUUCAUUA